This is a messenger RNA of Spinacia oleracea (spinach), 2232 nucleotides long. Its product is annotated as probable indole-3-acetic acid-amido synthetase GH3.1. NCBI's taxonomy places the organism in Eukaryota, Viridiplantae, Streptophyta, Magnoliopsida, Caryophyllales, Amaranthaceae. The record is from RefSeq and is a predicted model, not a curated record. The transcript is spliced from 3 exons. Gene Ontology annotation, cellular component: cytoplasm. The coding region runs from base 61 to 1956 and encodes 631 amino acids. Gene Ontology annotation, molecular function: acid-amino acid ligase activity.
AUUUCUUCAACCCAAAAUUAAAAAUCUUUCUUUCUUUCUUUUCUAACAAAUUAUUAACGUAUGCACAGAAAUCUCUCCACAUUAAACUUGUUAAAUACCAACAACCUAUACAAAACAAAGUUAACCUUCGAAAAAUAUUUGCAUCUUCUUCUUGUAAAGACCACCAACAAAAUGGCGGUUGACUCUGUUCUAUCCUCUCCGCUUGGACCGCCGGUUUGCGAUAAAGACGCAAAAGCUCUCCAGUUCAUAGAGGAUAUGACUCGAAACGCUGAUAUAGUUCAAGAGAGAGUAUUGGGUGAGAUCUUGACCCGAAACGCUAACACAGAGUAUCUUACUCGGUUUAACCUCAAUGGAGCUUAUGAUAGGGAGAGUUUUAGGGCUAAACUCCCUAUGGUUACUUAUGAAGACCUUCAACCUGAAAUUCAGCGGAUUGCCAAUGGUGAUCGUUCCCCAAUCCUCUCUGCUCAUCCCAUUUCCGAGUUCCUCACUAGUUCUGGCACAUCAGCUGGAGAGAGGAAAUUGAUGCCCACAAUCCAGGAAGAACUAGAUCGUCGUCAACUACUGUACAGCCUUCUAAUGCCUGUCAUGAAUCUGUACGUGCCAGGACUAGACAAGGGAAAAGGACUUUACUUCUUAUUUGUGAAAUCAGAAACCAAGACUCCGGGCGGGCUUUUAGCCCGACCCGUUCUCACUAGCUACUACAAAAGCGAGCACUUCAAGACCCGCCCAUAUGACCCGUAUAUGGUGUAUACUAGCCCGAACGAGGCGAUCCUCUGUGCCGAUUCUUACCAGAGCAUGUACUCUCAGAUGUUGUGCGGGAUGUACGAGCGGAAGUCAGUUCUACGUCUAGGGGCGGUUUUUGCCUCGGGUCUUCUCCGGGCCAUUCGUUUCCUACAGCUUAACUGGAGGCAGUUGGCUCAGGAUAUCCGAGACGGGACCCUUAAUGCUAAGGUUACCGACCCGAGUAUCCGUUCAGCCAUGAGUCGGGUUAUGAAACCCGACCCGGAGUUGGCGGACUUUAUCGCCGCGGUGUGUGAGAAGGACCAAUGGGAAGGGAUCAUAACCCGGAUUUGGCCCAACACCAAGUACCUUGACGUCAUAGUUACUGGGGCAAUGGCUCAGUAUAUUCCCACUUUGGAUUUUUACAGCGGGGGUUUACCCUUGGCUUGUACCAUGUAUGCGUCAUCAGAAUGUUACUUUGGGUUAAAUUUAAACCCCAUGUGUAAACCUUCGGAAGUUUCCUACACCAUUAUGCCAAACAUGGCCUACUUCGAGUUCCUCCCACUCGACCCGCCCGGGUCAACUCGUGAGUCAAAACUCGUUGACCUUGUCGACGUCGAGGUGGGGAAAGAGUACGAGCUCGUGAUCACCACCUACGCGGGGCUAUACCGUUACCGAGUCGGCGACAUCCUCCGAGUCACCGGUUUCCACAACUCGGCCCCACAGUUCCAUUUCGUGAGGAGAAAGAACGUACUACUCAGCAUUGACUCGGACAAAACGGACGAGUCCGAGUUACAAAGAGCAGUAGAAAACGCCACAAAACUCCUCAAAAAGUACAACGCAAGUGUUGUAGAGUACACGAGUUACGCUGAUACGACAACAAUCCCGGGUCAUUACGUCAUCUAUUGGGAGUUAUUAGUGAAGGACUCGGGAAACUCGCCACCGAGUCACGUGUUAAAUGAAUGUUGUUUAGCUAUGGAGGAAUCGCUUAACUCGGUAUACCGGCAAUGCCGGGUCGCGGAUAACUCAAUCGGGGCAUUGGAAAUCCGGGUCGUUACAAGUGGGACCUUCGAGGAACUUAUGGAUUAUGCAAUCUCACGUGGAGCGUCGAUAAAUCAGUAUAAAGUGCCGAGAUGUGUGAAUUUUACGCCAAUAAUGGAGUUGCUUGACUCACGAGUUGUAUCGGCGCAUUUUAGCCCGACUGUACCACAUUGGACUCCUGAGCGCCGUAGGUGAAAAUUAAUUAGAUUUUUAGGAAGAUUUAUAUUCCUUUUUUUUUUUUUUUUUUUUUUUUUAACUUCUGCUUCCCUUAAUUUUCUGGACAGUUUUUUUUACCUCUAUUUUGUUGGGGGUAAUUAAUUAAUUAACCUUUGGAAUCAAGGAAAAAGGUGGGUAAUUAGUUUGGUUUAGGGAAGUAAAUCGGGAAGUUUGUAGUAAAAAGAUGUAACCCUUCUCUUUUAGUAAGAAAAAAAAGAGUGUUGUUGGCCUUUAGAAAAGGCUUUGUAAUCUAAA